AGUAGGUCGGAUUCAGGGUUGAGCCAGACGGCGGUGUGGAGGAAGCAAGAGUCGUGUAUAUUAAUAAAUCAUAAAGAAACGGAGUGUAAAGCAUGUAUGUCGCGGUGAAAUGCGCAUUUUUAGGGUGUUCCGGAUGAAUGAGGGAAACAUGGCGGCGCUGUCCGGGCUGCGGAGGCAGUGUUUUCUCUACUUGACGCACCUGAGACAAACUCCUUUGUGUGGUUUCCUCCACUGGAGAACUGCCAGGGGCCUCUGUAGCAGUAGCGUAGAUUCCAAGUCCCCUGACCGUCCCUCCCUCGCGGAUGGCAGCGGUGCUGACCCUCCGGCCCUGGGCCUGCCCCCCACGCCCCCCACGCACUGUUGCAUGAGCGGCUGCAACAACUGCGUGUGGAUAAACUACGCCGAGGAGCUCCUAGCGUACUACCAGGAUGGCGGCGAGAGGGCCCUGGACGCCAUCGAGCAGAACGUGCAGGACGAGAACUUGAAGACCUUUCUGAAGAUGGAGCUACAGCUAAUGAAGAAAUCGUGACAGCGUUUGAUCGUGUGUGUGUGUGUGCGCGCGCAUGCGCGCGCAUGCAAGUUUUUAAUAUGGCUGACACUUGUCUCUUUUCGGGGAAAAGGUGCUGAACUUUGUGUGAGUUUCAAAGGAAGGAAAAUGUCAGGUCCUACAUGGUCAUGUGACCCUCUUCCUGUGGGGUAAUUCUUCCUGUGGUGGUUUCCUCCAAUCCUAAAAUGUGUUGACACGCCACUUUGAGAUGUUACUCUUUUGGAGAAGUUUUACCUGGAAACUUACUGGAUCAGCAAAUACGGUCCACUGGGGCGCUAUUUACGCACAACAUUUGUGUUGGCUGUUGCUGCCAUGGAGGGGGGUGACAGGAAGAUCUCAUGGAAGUUCUGGAGGAGAGACAAGUUUUAGGAAGCUGUUUGGAAUUUCCUUAUAGUGUGUAAAUGUUUGUAGAUGCUCUGUUGAAACCACUUUGACCCCUGGCAUUUAAUAGAGGUAACACUUUUUGAGGGACCUGCAUACAAGGUGUUUAAUCCCAGAGUUAAUAGCAAUAAUUCUGAGGCUUUAAAAGCACGAAAUUCAGUGUUUACAAAUUUACUGGAUUUAACAUGUUGGUACUAGGGAGAUUUAUAGGAGAAUUUGAAGGUUCAGUAUUUACUUGACAAGUGUUUGUGGAAGAUCAAGUGUCCUGAAUGAGCUCCUCAGCUUCUUUCAGCCUACCUGCAUUUACACUUAUGAAUUUAGCAGGCACUUACUACUCAGAGCAGACAACCUUCAUUCGGUGACGGCGACAUGAGUACAUCUCCCAUUUCUUGCGCUAUUGUACUGAUCUUCUCGACCUCACCAACACUCUAUCCUCAUUAGCCUGCUCGUCUUCUAUCACGAGAACCUCACCGUCAUGAAAGCUGGCAUCAGCAAUCCUUUUAUAUAAUUAUGCACUACAGCACAGUGCAGUACUUUUAUUAUAUUAGAAUUAAACAGAUUUUUUAAUAUAUGCUGAAAUUACCAUAUUCAGUACGCUGUACUGUGUGUAAUUAGAGACUAUGUUUAUUAUUCAAAAUCACUUAAUAAAUACAAUGAAUAAUAAAGUGUGUGUUGAGGGAAAAGCAUGCAAGGGAGCAGGUGUCACUCUGGUAUUGACCCCUGUUUUGUGUGCUGUACUCCAGGAGGUUGACAGGCGUUGUCCUUGGGUUCUGCGCCGGUCUGUUCCGGGGUUCACACACCACAGGACUUUUCCACACCUUUCUGGGAAAAAUGAAGUUGACCCCACACUUCACUUAAACAUUGCUGUGCCUUUUACCCAGAUCUGAAGCACUUGCAGUCUGAAUUGUCUUCAAGUUGAUGGCAGGUGCCAGGAGGAGGACCUGCUGCUAUACUUUAUUUUUGGCCAGUACCUCAUGUUAUCACCACCCCCAGUAUUCACCCCUCAUUCCAGCAGUUGUGUGAAAUGUAAUAACAUCUUUAAUGUCCUGCAGUGCUCCUCAUUUCUAGUGUAAGCGAGAUGUUGCUUUAUUAUGUCGCGUAUCUAUUAUUAAAGGCUUAACUGUUCACAUGAGAACGUUUCACCAUUUGUAAAUUCAAGCACGUUAUUUUGAAUUUAGCACAAGCAAACCAAAGUAAUGACUAUUAUAUAGUCUGUAUAUGUAUAAUUCUAUUUGUUUAGUUUGAAUACAGUUUGUGCAGUGUUUUAAUUCAGUGUUUCCUGUAGGCUGACAUUGCUAAGGACUUCGCAGACACUCUGUUCUCUGUUGACGUCCUGUGACCCAAGCCUCAGAGGCAAUGCCUUUGAUAAGACCCCCAAAGUCAUGCUCCUCUCUGUGAUAUCUUGAAGAAAUAGUCACUGUGUCGCUGAGAAACGCAGCCAGGGAGCAGCAGGGUGAGAGACAAGAUUCCAACUUAAAUGCACACUUGCAGUUGAAGCACUUUUUAAUGCAGCUGAAGAAAUUUUUAGUGCACAGUGUAUUUAUUUGUUC
Scleropages formosus (Asian bonytongue) is the source of this 2478-nucleotide messenger RNA. RefSeq names its product oxidoreductase-like domain containing 1 (gene oxld1). Bases 110 to 529 code for a protein of 139 amino acids. The transcript has 2 exons. Gene Ontology annotation, cellular component: mitochondrion. Lineage: Eukaryota; Metazoa; Chordata; Actinopteri; Osteoglossiformes; Osteoglossidae. The record is from RefSeq and is a predicted model, not a curated record.